This is a messenger RNA of Symbiodinium necroappetens, 1911 nucleotides long. The record is from the annotation of a GenBank genome assembly. Lineage: Eukaryota; Dinophyceae; Suessiales; Symbiodiniaceae.
AUGCAGGGUCAGACGAGGACCAGCACGGUCAACUCCUCCGUCUCGACCUUGUCCGUGGCAAAAGCCAAAUCCGAUUGUCAGGAGGUCUACCUGCAAGGGGUCGAGCUCUCUCAGAACAUGUUCGUGCUCAAGCAUCUCCGGAAUUUCCACGAGUAUGACAAGACCGGCGCCGGUACCAUAUCAAUUCCAGAGAUGAAGGCUGUGCUGAGAACCACCACCAUCGGCUUGACGGAAAGGGACCUGAAAAGCGUUCUCAAACAGGUGGAUGCUGACGGAGAUGGGUCUGUAAGCUUCUCGGAGUACCUACGUUUGGCGCAGAAACUGGUGGAGAUGCAGAACAAGACCAAGGGCAAGAGCUCGCGAAUUCCGAGGAUGUAUUUAGAGCCUGCCGCUCUCAAGCAGUACACAGACCUCUUUGAGGGAGCUGCAGGAGAGGACGGAGCGAUCAGCCUCAAUCAGCUUCAGGAGUUUUUGCAGCAGCACAAAAUGGCGAUAAGCGAAGAGCGCUUGACCAGUAUCAUGAAGGAGGUGGACGACGAUGAAAGUGGUGUGCUAGAGCUGGAUGAGUUCCUGAUUCUGCUGAUUAAGGCUUUGGGAAUCAAGAGGAGGAAGGUCGGGCCAGAGCAGAAUCCCGCAUCGCAACUGCGUCAAGAGGGCUGGGCCCUCGGGGAGCUAAAGAAAGUUGGCUACGAUUGUGCGGCACUGCGGGAGGCUGGCUUCAGUGCUGCGGAUCUCAUGGAUGUUUGCACGGCUCGAGAGCUCUUCUUGGGCGGCGUGCCUGUGCCUGAAUUGCUUGCAGCAGGUUGGGACUGUAGACAUGCCAAGGACCUGAGCAUGGCCCUGGCAGUGGGAAGCCGGGUAGUUGUCCUCGAUGGACGCCACUUUGAAGGAUUCCGGUCUGGAAGCAGAGGUACCGUCAUCGAUGUGGAUCGCGAGUCGGGAUGCUGCCGGGUGGCCUUCGACGACAGCCCUUCCGUACCCGUGAAGGUUGCCAUCCGACAUCUGGGAGCGGAAGUGUCCGGCGGAGGGUCACGCGUUCCAGUGUUUGCCCGAGCCGGCAAGGAGCUUUGCGCUGAAGACCAGGCAGGAGAUGCUCUGGGAGAGGCCAUCCGGGCCUGUGCCGAGGCAACAACAUCUCUGUGCGCUGCAAGCAUGAUGGAGGUGGUCGCGGUGAGGCAAGACAUGCGAACGCUUGACAAGGACUUGCCGUCGAGCGAGCAGCUCGCAGCUCGCAUGUCCAGGCUAGAGCAGCGCGUUCAGGCGCUGGAUGAGGGCUUGGGCCGCACCUUGCCAAAGGAACGUGUCGAGGCGAAGCUGGCAGACCGAAUUUCCAGGCUGGAGCAGUUGCAAGUUUCGCAACCCAUCCUGGACAAAGUGGGAUUCGGUGGCGCAGCUGCAGCUGAGGCGCUUGCAGAGGACAUGCGGCAACAGCAGAGAGCCCUCCAAGACCUGAAAUCCCAGUUUGAGCGCAGCUUGAGCCAAUUGGCAGAGCAGCUCCAGGAGGUGGUGAGAUCCCAGAGCCGCCUUCAGACCGAGAUCCAUUCACAGGCUCGUCCACAUGUCGAGCCUGGCUACAGCAGCGCUUUGAGGACGCUGACUGGCAAUGUGGAAGACCUCAAAAGCUUGAUGGAGCACUCGCCUCUGCACGGAAGAACUCGGAUUGACGGCCAGUCUCCAGGCACCGGCGGUGCAGCCUCGCCUCAGACGCUCAGGCCAACAGCUUCCCCGGCGGCCUCGAGCACCGGCGCAUUCCACUUCACCAGUGCCCAGGCCUUCUGCGUCAAAUGCGGAAGCCAACAUGCAGCAGACGAGAUCUUCUGCCGCAAGUGCGGCCACAAGAGAGAACAGGCUUCCGCGCAGGAAGCCGUACUGGUCGAGGCCUCGAGUCCCAAUCUACUGCGCUCAAGGUAG